GCCAAACACAUAGCACCCCCUUCUGUAAACAAACCCCUUAUUAGUGAGGAAACUGAAGCGUUGACUGGCCCAAUUAGUAUCAGUCCGUUAAUUUUACUCGUGUCUUUUGCCUCGUUCACAUAACCUUAGAAAAGAUUGGACUUGGGGCUCCUAAAAUGACGCGAUUCCGACCCUGUAUCGACCUCCACGCCGGCGAGGUCAAGCAGAUUGUCGGCGGGACAUUAGACAGCAAAACCAGUUCACUCCAAACAAACUUUGUCUCACCUCACCCUCCCGCUCACUUUGCCAAAUUAUACCGCGAUAAUGCCCUCACUGGCGCACACGUCAUCAUGCUGGGCCCGGGCAACCAAGACGCCGCGCGGGAGUCUCUCGCAGCCUGGCCAGGGGCUCUGCAGGUCGGCGGUGGCAUCAACGAUACCAACGCCAAAGAGUGGAUAGAAGCCGGUGCCGAGAAGGUCAUCAUCACCUCCUUCCUCUUCCCCAACGGCACCUUCUCCCAGCCGCGCCUUGACGCGGUGCUCGCCGCGCUCGACGGCGACAAGAGCAAGCUGGUGAUCGACCUCAGCUGCCGGCGGCACGGCGGCGAGGAGAGGUGGUUCGUCGCCAUGAACAAGUGGCAGACCAUCACCGACAUGGAAGUCAACCAAGAAUCCAUCCAACGCCUCGAACCCUACUGUUCCGAGUUCCUGAUCCACGCAGCCGACAACGAGGGGCUGCAGGGCGGGGUGGACGAGGCGCUGGUGGCGCGCCUGGCCGAGUGGUGCAGCAUCCCCGUCACCUAUGCGGGCGGCGGCCGGCACCUGGACGACCUGGAGCGAGUGAAGCGGCUCAGCGGCGGGAAGGUGGACCUGACGAUCGGCAGCGCGCUGGAUUGCUUUGGGGGCAGCGGGGUGACGCUGGCGGAGUGCGUGGCGUGGAAUCGGCGGCAGGAGGAGGAGACAUCGGUGUAG
Chaetomium fimeti is the source of this 950-nucleotide messenger RNA. RefSeq lists its product as uncharacterized. Gene Ontology annotation, molecular function: 1-(5-phosphoribosyl)-5-[(5-phosphoribosylamino)methylideneamino]imidazole-4-carboxamide isomerase activity. The transcript has 3 exons. NCBI's taxonomy places the organism in Eukaryota, Fungi, Ascomycota, Sordariomycetes, Sordariales, Chaetomiaceae. The record is from RefSeq and is a predicted model, not a curated record. Bases 156 to 950 code for a protein of 264 amino acids. Gene Ontology annotation, cellular component: cytoplasm. Gene Ontology annotation, biological process: L-histidine biosynthetic process; L-tryptophan biosynthetic process.